CUCGUCUAUAUGACUACAAUGUUGAACAAUGCAUAAAUAAUUUCAUUGAUGCUGUUAGGACUCAAGUAAGAAUUUUGUGUACUCUUCAUAUGAAGUGUCCUAGUGGUUUUUGAUAAGAGUACAAUGCAGCCCAUGCAUUUAAUCUAAUACUUAUAUGCACUCCCUCUAUUGUAAUUUUAUUUGGCUUUGAUGAACAGGCAAAUGUGACACGUAUAAAUCACAUCAUGUGGACAAUGGGUGAUGAUUUUCAGUACUAAUAUGUUGAAUCAUGGUUCAAACAAAUGGACAAGUUUAUCCAUUAUGUUCAAGGAAACCUCAAAAAUGAUACUUCUUCGGGGCCAGUUGAGGGUUCAAAUUCUAGCAGCUCAAAUGUCCGCAAGUUCACCAGUGGUGGGAAGACACCUAGAAAUAAGCUGUUACGUGAUGCCUGCCAGAUCCAGUCCAUUCUUAAAAAACCAAUUGCUUAAGAGAGUCUUUGCCCUAGAAAAUUGCAAAUGGAGCAGGCCUAUCCUUCCCAAUCUUCAGAUUUGCUUCAAUCUAGUCUUCAGGGUAAGCUUCCAGGACAAAUCACCAGGGAUAAAAGAUCCAAAGGGAAAUGCAGAAGACAACUGUGGGGAUGAUUUUCAAAAUAAUGAAAAAGAAAGUACUACUAAAAUGAGAAGUGAUCUCUUGCAAUUCAGAGCUGCUCAGGUGAUCCUAUCUUCGGACUUUACCAACUUGAUGGAUCCUGAACAUAGAGGGGAACUACCACCAGAUAGUUUUUCUGCUUCAUCCAAUGCAUUUCCUGGGUAUGUAUAUAAUGUAAUAUCUCCAAGAUAAGACAAUGGAUAUCAAGCUUCGCACACAGCAAUGAGCUUCCCUACGA
Molecule: messenger RNA, 865 nt
Organism: Magnolia sinica
Lineage: Eukaryota; Viridiplantae; Streptophyta; Magnoliopsida; Magnoliales; Magnoliaceae
Exons: 3
Coding region: 241-819 (192 amino acids)
Source: RefSeq, a predicted model, not a curated record